Molecule: messenger RNA, 2329 nt
Organism: Fusarium odoratissimum NRRL 54006
Lineage: Eukaryota; Fungi; Ascomycota; Sordariomycetes; Hypocreales; Nectriaceae
Exons: 3
Coding region: 181-2211 (676 amino acids)
Cellular component (GO): nucleus
Source: RefSeq, a predicted model, not a curated record
UAGGGAUGCGAUACGAAACGGAACGAAACGAAACAAAAAGCAAUCGACACCCUUUGUCCGGGCGUAUACUAGCCACUCAAUGGAAUAGGUCAUUGUCUCAUUCUUGCUUUUCCAUCUGAGUCGUGGCUUAUUACGCAUUCGCGCUACCGGCAGUACUGCAUCAUACCUAGGUAUUAGGACAUGGUCCCUUCGAAAAUGCAGACUCAACAUCUUAACCUUGUUGACGACGAGAUGGAUUCUCAACCUCCGCCCAUUCCGCUACGAGCGCAAACACCAAGACGACAAGUCGCGAUGAAGCAAAGCUUUGAGACGCAGGAUUUAGGCGACGGAAUGGCAAACUUCGACCCAGAGCUUUUACAGGCACCGUCAUCGAGAGCCUCGAGCCGAGCCAUGUCGUAUCGAACGCAAGAAUCGCAAAUAUGGUCACAUAAAGACAGAGAUGCAUCGUCAAUCUCGUCCGUAUACGUCCCUACACAUCUUCCUGCGCUGCAAGCAAAAGGUGCUGGUAUGGAUCGUGAUGGAUUGGAGCCAUUGACCGAGGAGGAAUAUGACCCCGCGUCCUUCGACCUUGUCGUCCCGGCGCAUGCGAUGGGAAAGCAGUAUACCCUCGAGACACAAUCCGAGCUGCUUUUCUCAGUGAAGCAUCUGUCUGUCAUCUUCGACGAUCCUGUUCUGCAGCGCUUCACGAACUUCUUGUCUGCGUCGCGGCCGAGUUCUGUGCCGCUCUUGACAUACUACCUCGACACGCUCAAGGCGAUGAAGGCAAUCAAUUACGCCAAUUCGCUGACGGGAUCGCUCAAGACAAUUGAUGGCCAUGAUUUCACAGCCGAUCCUGUCACUGCGACUGUCAACGAAGCAUUGGCGAAGCGGGCUACCGAGGCUUUCCAAGCCAUGGUGAACCAUGAUCUGCCUGCGUACAUCACCCACACAUAUAUCCAGACAGUCAGCAUCACAAUUAAGAGAAGGAUAACGGACACACUGGCACCCCAAUUGCGCGAUCUGUCGGAAGGUCUGGCAGAGGUGUUCUGUUUGACAGACCCUUCAAGAUCCGAUAACCCAAUUGUUUUCGCAAGUGAAGAGUUCCACCGAACGACUCAGUACGGCAUGGACUAUGUCCUCGGCCGCAACUGUCGCUUCCUUCAAGGCCCCAAGACGAACCCAUUCAGCGUCAAGAGAAUUCGCGACAAGCUCGCAGCCGGUCAAGACCACUGCGAAACAUUCCUCAACUACCGUCGCGAUGGAUCCCCAUUCAUGAACUUGCUCAUGGUAUCUCCGCUAUAUGACUCUCGAGGUGUUGUCCGAUACCAUUUGGGUGCCCAAGUUGACGUCUCCGGUCUCGUCAAGGAAUGCGCUGGGCUGGACUCACUAGAGACACUCAUGGCGGAUGAGAACCCCGAGAAUGAGCGCUACCCUGGCGAGUCGGAGCAAAGAAAGAAGGAUGAGCAGAAAGAUGAGUUCCAAGAGUUGGCGGAGAUGUUUGAUCUUGCAGAACUCAAGACUGUUCGCGAAGCAGGUGGUGCUUUCCACCGUACACAUCAGCAAGAUGUUCGACAGACGGAUACAGUUCCUGCGAAUUGGAACAAGCCGCGCCUGGUAUUCCGCGACGAUGCCACCAUCAAUCGACGCCCUUCAGAUCCCGUCCUCCAUGACACAGCUAUGGCUAGCUUCAGCGGCCGUCUCAGCGGUAUCUACAAACACUACCUCCUCGUCCGACCCUACCCCAGUCUCCGCAUCCUCUUCGCCUCGCCGUCCCUCCGCGUGCCGGGCAUGCUCCAGAGUUCAUUCCUCUCCCGCAUCGGCGGCUCGGACCGCGUGCGCGAAACCCUCACCCAAGCCUUCGCAGGCGGCAACGGUCUCACCGCCAAGAUCCGAUGGCUGUCAAAGGGUGAAGUCCAGAUCAAGAACCGCAACUCUCGCGCCAUGGAUCAUUCUGCCAGUGGCGAUGGUGGUCAAGCUCCUCCUGCAAACCCAGGCCGUAACCGCUGGAUCCACUGUACGCCUUUGUUAGGGUCAAAUGGAGCCGUUGGUGUUUGGAUGGUUGUUCUUAUUGAUGAUGAGUCGGAUCAGGCUUUUAUUCGAGGGUUGAGGAGAGAGGCUCCGCCUGUGCAGCCGCAGCCUGUUCAACAGCAGCCCCAGGCGUCGCAUGAGCUGUAUGGUGAAGAUGAUAAGAUGAGUUUGAGUAGUUUUGCAGCUGCGCAUAGGAAUAUCUGAUGGAGGUGAAGGACCCGAGCUUGUGAGAGUAGAUUUAUGAGUACACGAGUAUAAGCCUGUCAUUUUAGGGCCAUAUAGUCAUAUUAAUGAUACCUUCUUUUUUCUUUCUUUUGUAAAA